Paramecium sonneborni is the source of this 1779-nucleotide messenger RNA. NCBI's taxonomy places the organism in Eukaryota, Ciliophora, Oligohymenophorea, Peniculida, Parameciidae. The record is from the annotation of a GenBank genome assembly.
AUGAGUUCACAAGCAUAAAGUGAAAUGGAAUUGAAAUUUUCAGCUUUUGAAAAAUUAGGAGACAAUCCUACAGAUGUUGAUAUUAAAUAUGUGAGUUAUUUACUCAAAAUUCCAUUAUCAACUCUACGUCUAUGGUUAGAAGAAAAAGCUGGAAUAGAUUUUUAAAUAGAUAUCUCUCCAACUGAAGAUAAAGAAUGUUAAAUUAUUGGUUCUAUUGUUAAAAAGAAAAAAAUGUCAAAUUAAUAAAAUUCAGAAAAAGAAGAGGAUUCCCUGUAGAAAUAAACAAAAAAUAUUUCCAAAUAACUUUCAACUGAAUCAAAAGAAAAUUAAAUUACUUAAAAAAAGAAACAAGUUGACAAAACAAAAUUAAGUCUGAUUAAUAAAAAAUUUUAAAAGGCUUAAUAAAAAAAAAAACAUUUAGCUAUUAAAUAAGCUUAGUACUCUUUGUAUGAAGAUUAAAAAACUUAAGAGAAAAAUACAUUAGAAAAUUAAUAUCAGAAUCAACCAUAAAAUAUAGAAACUCAAAAAAUUGUACAGUAAAAUGAUUUAGUUGAAGUUUAAAAUAAAAUAAAUAAUUAAGACAGCUUAUCCAAUAGUAAAGAUAAAAAUAAUAAUUAAUAACAAUAAAAUUAAUUUGCUAAGUAACAAUUAUAAAAAGAAAAAAAAUAAAAUUAACAGCUUAAUCAAUAAAAGCCUAUAUUUCGUAAGGAUAAAGAAUAAAACUAAAAAGAAAUCAAUCCAAUUAAAGAAUAGACUAAAUCUAAAUCAUAAAUUAAAGAGUAAUAAAACAAUUACUUAAUAGUUAUUGAUGAUGAAGCUUAUUUGAAGGAGUAAAGAUAGAAAAAAUUAGAUAAGGAAAAGGACUAAAAAUCAAUAUUAAGUUAAAAAGAUUAAAAUUUAAGUGAGAAACAAUCAAUCUUAUAAGAUUUGACUUUAAUGAAAAAUAAAAAGUUGAAAAAUCCUAUAAAGUCAACAUAAUAACAAAUCUAGGUUGAAAAAAAUAAGCCUGAAAAUGAAAUUAUAAAAUAAAAUGAAUAGAAAUAGAAUUCAAUUCAAACUAAUCUUUAAAAAUUAAAUCUUUAGAAUCAUUAAUAAAUAUAAUUUAAGUAGAAUAUAUAAUAAACUUCAAAAUAAUAAAAAUAAGAUAAUCAUUUUCAAUAAAUAAAUUCAUAAUAGUAAUAAUUAUAAUAGAAUUAAUUUUCCUAAAAAAUUACCUAAGGAUAAAUAAUGAACUUUUCAGGAUAACCUUAUGAUUAAUUAAGUAAACAAAAUUAAUUAGUUGAAAAAAAAUCUUCUCAUAAUUAAAUUUAGAAUGUGACUUAACCACCUCAAAAGAAGGAUUAAAAUUUAAUUAUGGAACCUAUAAAAUUAGCAUAAUAAUAACCAUAAUAAUAGCAAAAUUAUUUAGCUUUAGUUUGUUCAUCUUAAUCGAUGUAAACACAAACGAGUUCAAAUAAUACUGCCAAUUAACUUUCACCAAAUCAAACUACUUUAUAAAAAUAGCCAAAUUAAGAAACACGUUCUUAGAAACAAAAUUAAAUUGGAUCUGAACUAAAUCUUAUCUAAAACCAGUUAAAUUAAUCAAUUCAAGGACCUAUUUAAUACAAUAAUUUAGAUAAGAUGUAGUAAUAGUCUAAUUAAAUAGAAAUGAUUCAAAUAUUCAAUAAAAAUUGUUAAAAGUUAGGAUAAGCAGUUUAAAUGAUAGCAGUAAUUAGUAAUUACCAGGUUGUUUUGAUGGAUAAAGUUGGCAUGAUUUAUGAAUGUGUUAAUAAAAAGUGA